AGGUUUGAUUAUCUUUUGUCGACAUGGCAGUGAAUGCAGCAUUUGCGCUAUCGUCACUUCCUGAAUCAUGUUUUCCUGUUAAAGAUGGCGGCGACCUUGUGUAUAAAAUUACUACCGAAACAGGGAUGGCUUCCCCUGACACAGAGUGUUCGGCACGGCUCCAAGGCUGUGACUCGCCACAGGAGACCGAUGCAUAUCCUCAAACAGAAGCUCAUGGCUGUUACACAGUACAUUCCUCCCACACGGGUUGUUCCUCCAGGCGCCUAUCCAUCCCAAACCAAAAAAGUCCAGGAGGAUACCGCUUUGAUGUUGGUCAUGAAGAGGGAUUUGAAGAACGUGUUCCAGGACUAUAAGAUGGUCGCUGUGGUCCAGAACAACGCCAGCAACGCUGAAGACAUGAUGAUUCUCAAGCACAGACUUUAUAAACAUGGCAUCACUGUCAAGUUCUUCCCCAACCAGGUGAUGCGGUCGUUCCUUGAACACAGUGCGUACUGCAACAUGGCGCCUCUGUUCAUCGGCCCGACAGUUCUGUUGGUUAGUAAAGAACCAAAGGCGAAGGAGAUGCUCGCAACUCUGAGGGCCAGCCCACAGAUGACACUCCUAGGAGCCUGUAUAGACAACACGUUGCUGAGUGCACAGGGGGUGUCGAGUUACUCUAAACUGCCGUCAGUCACUGUUGUCCAGGGUGAACUGGUCAGCGGGCUGACGAUGCUGACCUCCUGCACAGCCUCCAUGCUGCAGCGCCACCCGGCCCACCUGUCCGCCCUGCUCCAGCAGUACGUCAAACAGCAGAGCUCGGACGACAGCGCAGGGGGAGCUCCUAAAGCAGAGGAGGCCACGUAGAGCUUCAGAGGAACUUACUGGGACUGUUGCCUUGCAGAUUUCCAGCUGCUUGGACUGACGAGGGACUGUUGGGUCGGAUGCAUUUGGAUGCUUUAGAAUUUUUUUUGAUUUAGUACCAAAGUUCCAGGCAAAUUCUUAAGAUUAGAAGUUUGCUAAAAAUAAGUUGGUUGUUCAUUCAAUCUUUAAAAAUGUAAGUGGAGUAGUUGAGUUGGUGCUAAAUUCAACUGAAUCGUACUGUGUGCGUCCACCCUGGGAGUGCUGGGGCUUCUGUGAAUGAAGGAGUCUGCAGCCUUGACUGUUUUCAGUGUACCUCGACCUCUUAAUGGAAGUAUUGGAUGGAAAGUGCUGCAAAAAUGUCAGUGUUGCCCAAGGAAUUCCUUUAUUUAAGAAUAUAGUUGCAUAUAAAUAAACUAUGUCAACACAA
Molecule: messenger RNA, 1267 nt
Organism: Siniperca chuatsi (mandarin fish)
Lineage: Eukaryota; Metazoa; Chordata; Actinopteri; Centrarchiformes; Sinipercidae
Gene: mrpl10
Product: mitochondrial ribosomal protein L10
Exons: 5
Coding region: 34-843 (269 amino acids)
Biological process (GO): translation
Cellular component (GO): mitochondrial large ribosomal subunit
Molecular function (GO): structural constituent of ribosome
Source: RefSeq, a predicted model, not a curated record